AUGAAUAGUCAGUAUAAGCAUAAGAGAAGUAUCGAUGAAAAUUACGAUGAUUUCAAUAAAUUAAAUUUUAAAAUUUUUACGAACAAUAAAACAUUUCAUUUAAAUUUACAUAUGGACCAUACAAUAUUUAGUAAUGAUUUACAAAUUAUAUCAAAAAAUCAAGCAUUACAGUUUGAUAAAACUAAAGUAUAUGUUGGAACAUUACAAGAUGAUUUAGACUCACACGUUGAAGGUAUAAUAACAGUUGAUGGUUUAUUUGAUGGUUUAAUACAAACUAAAACAGAUACAUAUUACAUAGAACCAUUGCAUAGAUAUGUAAAUACGUCUACAGAUACAUAUCAUAGUAUUUUAUAUAAAUUAAGUAAUGUUAUACAUCCAUUACAUUUAAAUAAUAAAAAUAGUACCCUUGAUUGUGCAUCACAUUUAUUACAUUUAAAACAACAACAUGAAAGAACUAAAAGGUGGUUACUACAAUCUGAUCAUGUAAACGAUCAUGAUAAUGGUGAUGAUGUAUAUAAUACACAUACAACAACAACAACAAGAACAAUAAGAACAACAAGAACAUACAAUUAUAAUCAUAAUAAUAAUAUUGAUAAAAAUUAUAUAAUCAUUGGUACUGGUAGUAAUACAAAUAUUUUUAAUCGAUAUGACAUAUCUGAUUCAUUGGUUAAUAAUUCUAAAAAUAAACGUACAUUAUCAAGUACAAGUACAAGUGUUGAUCCAAACAAAACAACUUGUAUGUUAUAUUUACAAGCUGAUCAUCAAUUCUAUCAAAAGUAUCAAAGUGAAGAAGCAUGUAUUGAGGUGAUGACAAGGCAUGUACAACGAGUCAAUUCAAUAUACAAAACAACUGAUUUUAAUCAAGAUGGUGUACCAGAUAAUAUAACUUUCAUGAUCAAGCGUAUUAAAGUACACACAACUGACGCACUCAAUGAUCCAUCGUAUCGAUUUCCUAGCAAUUAUGGAGUUGAAAAGUUUUUAGAAAUAUUCUCAGAGGAAGAUUAUGAUGCAUUUUGUUUAGCAUACAUGUUUACCUAUAGAGACUUUGAAAUGGGCACGCUAGGUUUAGCAUGGACUGGUGACUUAAAAAAUGCUGGCGGUGUCUGUGAAAAGAAUGGGCAUUAUCGUGGUAGUUUAAAAUCAUUGAAUACUGGUAUCAUCACAUUAUUAAAUUAUGGUAAACAUGUGCCACCAGCUGUAUCACAUGUUACUUUAGCACAUGAAAUAGGUCAUAACUUUGGAUCACCGCAUGAUCCUGAGAUAUGUACUCCAGGUGGUGAAGAUGGUAAUUUUAUAAUGUUUGCACGGGCUACGUCUGGCGAUAAAAAGAAUAAUAAUAAAUUUUCAACAUGUAGCUUAAAAUCAAUAAAUCCAGUAUUAAAUUAUAAAGCUCGUUCAAUUAAAAAUGGUUGUUUUACAGUACCACAAACAUCUUUAUGUGGCAAUGGUGUUGUUGAAGAGGGUGAAGAAUGUGAUUGUGGUUGGGAAGACGAUUGCCAUGAUAAAUGUUGUAAUCCACAACGUAAACAUUCUAGUACAAGUACAAUCAAUGACGGUUCAUCAAAUAUACCUUGUACAUUGACUACAAACAGUGUUUGCUCACCUUCACAAGGUCCAUGUUGUACCGUUGAUUGUGAACUGAAGUUUGGUGAUAAAUGUCGUGAUGACAAUGGAUGCCGUUCAAGUGCUUAUUGUAAUGGUUUGCAAGCACAAUGUCCACAAUCAAUAUCCAAACCAAACAAGACGAUAUGUAAUGAUGAGUUUGUCUGUUAUAUGGGUGAAUGUACUGGUUCGAUAUGUUUGGCAUAUGGUUUAGAAUCAUGCCAGUGUACACCUGCUAACUCUGCGGAUUUGUUAAAAGCUUGCGAACUAUGUUGUAAAAUGCCUGGUAAUGAAUCCAAAUGUAUAUCGUCGUUUGAAUGGAAUCAAUAUCCAUACGAUAUACCAGAUAUGUAUUCAAAACCAGGUACACCGUGUAAUAAUUAUAAUGGUUAUUGUGAUGUCUUCCAAAAAUGUCGUGAAGUUGAUCCAUCUGGUCCAUUAGCUACACUACGUAAAAUACUAUUAGCUGAUAAUAAUUAUCAAAAGUAUUUAUGGCAUUAUUGGUAUAUUUUUAUUACAAUUGUUUUUAUUACAAUCUUUUUACUGGUUAUCGUUGUAAAAUAUUUUGGAAUAAAGCAAAAUAACAAAUUAAAAACAAUAACAACAAUUAUACAUCACAACAAUCAUCACAGUGCUAGUGCUAGUCAUCAUCGUUUUAAGUAUAAUAAAAAUAAUAAUAGACAUCGUAAACAUGCUGUACCAACAACAAAACAACAAACAACAAUAACGUCAACAAAUGAUAAUAAUAAUGUAAAUAUGCCAGCAACAACAACAACAACAACAAGUAAUAACAAUAAAACUAAUAAAACUACGAAUACAAUAAAUCACCCAAUAGUUCAUACAAAAUUAGCAUUGAAACGUAAAUUAAAAUACAAUAAAGCAAAUAAACAAUAUCAUAUUGUUAAAAAUAAUAAACAAAGUAAAAGUAACAAACAACAACAAACGUCUACGUCGACUCCAAUUAAAUCAAAUAAGCAAAAAGAACAAGUAAAGAAUAAAAAAACUAAAAAGAAUAAAAUAAUAGAUUAUAGUUUACAACAGAAAGAUAUUAAAAAAACAUUAUUAACAACAACUGAUUUAGAUGGUAACAAUACAACAACAACAAUAUCCACAGCAACGUUAGAUCCUGUUAAUAAGGUACAAAAUUGGUUAAUUAAAUCUCAAUUAUUACCUACACCAACAGCAGAACCAAUCAAAAUGUCUAAAUCAAUAUCAACACCAAAUAAUUUAGUAACAACUACAACAAAUAAUAAUAAUAAAAUAAAAAGUAAAAAAGUAAAUAAAAGUAAAAGUAGUGGACAUUUAACAUCUUUAAAUAAAAACAAUAAUAAUAGUAAUAGUAGCAAAAAUAAAAAUGUAUAUAAAAGAAUGAACAGUAACGGUAGUGGCGCAGCCGGUAGGGCAAAUGAUGUAAAUAUAGAUAAAAUAAGUUUACAAGUGAUAUAUAAACCUCCAUUUAAAUUUAGUGUUAAAUUAAAGAAAUUUAAUAAAUUACAAAAUAAACAAAAACAUAAUAAUAAAUUAAUGAUCGUUAGUACUAAUAACAAACAAAAUGGUGGUAAGAGUAAACAACAUGUUACAACAACAAGUAAUAAUAAUAAUAGUGAUAAUAAUGAGAAAAUAAAACAACAACAAUCAAAUAAAAUGACAACAACACCAACAACUAACAAUACUGUUGUAAAUAAUAAUGAAUUAUUAUUAAAUAAUGAUACAAAUGUAACAACCGUCCAAUCAGAUUUAGAAGUAUUAUUAUCAGAAAGUGAAUUCUUAUUUACAGAUGAUAACAUUACCGAUCAAGAUGAUUUAUAA
Messenger RNA from Chrysoperla carnea, 3411 nucleotides. RefSeq names its product disintegrin and metalloproteinase domain-containing protein 10-like. Gene Ontology annotation, cellular component: plasma membrane. Bases 1 to 3411 code for a protein of 1136 amino acids. Gene Ontology annotation, biological process: membrane protein ectodomain proteolysis; Notch signaling pathway. The transcript is spliced from 10 exons. Gene Ontology annotation, molecular function: metalloendopeptidase activity. NCBI's taxonomy places the organism in Eukaryota, Metazoa, Arthropoda, Insecta, Neuroptera, Chrysopidae. The record is from RefSeq and is a predicted model, not a curated record.